Molecule: messenger RNA, 3579 nt
Organism: Blastomyces gilchristii SLH14081
Lineage: Eukaryota; Fungi; Ascomycota; Eurotiomycetes; Onygenales; Ajellomycetaceae
Product: RNA lariat debranching enzyme
Exons: 3
Coding region: 150-2678 (842 amino acids)
Biological process (GO): mRNA splicing, via spliceosome
Cellular component (GO): nucleus
Molecular function (GO): RNA lariat debranching enzyme activity
Source: RefSeq, a predicted model, not a curated record
GUCUGCUUAAUAAUCAACAUCCAGAGAGCUCAAGGAAUUUCUCAGGACUAUUAUAUUUAAACACCAAUAAAAUACAAAAAUGAAUCUGUAGUGCAAGCAACAACAGCAACGUAACCUAUCAGACAAGAUAGUAAAGAAGGCACUGGGAUAUGAGUGCAGCCCUUGCAGCUGUACUCUGUCCUUCCUAUUUUAAUUUUUUCAGAGGCAAACGUGUUGUUCGUUCUUUGAAAGGGUUGUGCUUCGCUCAGAGAACCUCAUACUGCAUAUAUCAACAUUCAAGACUAUUCAACAUGCAGCAUAUUCCCACUCCUCCUUCCCGAAGUCUAAGAGUGGCUCUUGAGGGCUGUGGACACGGGAAAUUGAAUGAUAUAUACACGUCAGUCACCAGAGCGGCAGAAAUCAAGGGCUGGGAUGGCGUUGACCUUCUCAUCAUUGGUGGCGACUUUCAGGCAGUGCGCAACUCGUAUGACUUGAGCUGCAUGUCAGUCCCGCAGAAGUACAGACAGAUUGGAGAUUUCCAUGAGUAUUACAGUGGUGCCCGUGUCGCCCCCUAUUUGACCAUCUUUGUUGGCGGAAACCACGAAGCCAGCAAUCAUCUCUUUGAGCUUUAUUAUGGAGGUUGGGUCGCCCCUAACAUUUACUACCUUGGCGCUGCCAAUGUCAUCCGCUGUGGACCUCUUAGAAUCGCCGGUAUCUCGGGUAUAUGGAAAGGGUAUGACUAUCGGAAACCUCAUUUCGAGAGGCUCCCGUAUAACCGCUCCGAUAUCCAGAGCAUUUACCAUGUCAGGGAACUUGACGUGCGCAAGCUGCUUCAAAUCCGGACCCAGGUUGAUUUGGGUCUAAGCCAUGACUGGCCUCAGGGUAUUGAAUGGCAUGGUGACUUUCAAAAGCUGUUUCAGAAAAAGCCAUUGUUUGAACCAGACGCCAAUUCAGGGAGAUUAGGCAGCGUUGCUGCGAGAUACGUUCUGGAUCGCCUUCGGCCACCCUACUGGUUUUCUGCACAUCUCCACUGCAAAUACACUGCAAAUUUAAUACAUGGCGACUAUAAGCCAGCGGGAUUGAAAGAUAGAUUUGCUUCGAACCAGCAACCCCACCAGCCACAGCUGGGAGGCGAUGCUGGCGCCUCGCCAUCUAUUAUUGCCGAUGAACCAGCUGAGGUGUCGGGGUCUACAAAUGAAGGCAUAAGAUCUACUCCUGUCGUCGAAGAGGUGUCUAAUGCACUGCGGAUAUCACCAAACGAACCAUCGACAACGAUCACAGGCACGGCAAUGAGAGAGGAGACAAUAUUGUCAACCCCCGGCGGCGAAACGGAACCCACAACGCUAUCAACAGAGGGCAUCGAAAGUAUUCCACAGCAACAAAAUCCUACUCAACGAGCAGAACGUGAACGUGCGCAGCUAUCAGCCUGGCAGAACUUCCACUCAGUUGCAACUAAAAAUGAUGCUGAGGAGGGGGCGCGCCUCAUGGAAGAGGCAGCAGACUAUGAAAAACAGGUCGAGGCUGGGUUUAUAAGUAGACCGGAGGUAAAUUACCAGCUAACGUGGAAGAAGAUUGGGGUUAAGGACGAUGGCCUACAACGCGAAAUUGAGGAUGUUGCAAAAAUCGGGUAUGACUCGCAGGAACCUGGGAAAGUUACGGAACAAGAGGAAAGAGGCGGGGUAACUACGGUUAGGAAUACCGAUGAGAUCGAUAUUAGUCUUGAUAGCUCAUCUGAAACUUCGGAAAAACUUGAGCAGGAGGAUACGACGAGCGCUAUGCCGAAAAAUACGGAUGUAAUGGAAAUUGACUCCGGUACUUCAUUUGAGAAAGCGGAAGUAGCACACAUCCAAACCCCUAUAGCAACCGCGAAUGCGACUGGGGCUCUACAAUUGGACGAUAUCCCUGCCGACAUUUUAGACCAACUACCAGCAAGUUUCAGGAAACCACAACCAGUUCCGGGUCAUACUCCCAUUUUCGAGCCUACCCUACCGGAGGCCAUCAAAAAUACAGUAACCGAAUUCCUCGCCCUAGAUAAAUGUGAAACACGGAGACAAUUUAUAGAAUUGGUCGAAUACUCCGCCAUCUCAUCCCCCGAGGAGGAAGAAAUUGGAGAAGAGAGCCGGCCUUACCAAUUGAAGUAUGACAAGGAAUGGCUCGCUAUCACUCGAGCUUUCGCUGAUGAACUCAUACUCGGUGACCCUAACGCCUCCGUCCCACCAAACAAGGGAGAUGCCGGUUACAAGCCCGAUAUCCUCGCUGCGGCGCAAUGGGUAGAAGAAAAUAUCGUCAAACCAGGCAGGAUGACCAUCCCGCACAACUUCUCCAUCACCGCCCCCGUCUACGACCCUGCCAUUUCCAUAAUGACAACCGAGAUGCCGCCAGAGUGCACGAACCCACAAACAGCACGGUUUUGCGAACUUGUCGGGAUUGAGAAUAAGUUUCAUGCUAGUGAUGAGGAGCGGUUUGCGCGUGCUGAUGCAGGGCCGCGUCCGGAGCCUCCUCAGUCAAGGUAUGGACAGCGUUCUCGGGGCCAUCAGGAUGGCUCUGUUCAUUCUUUUGGGAGGGGGAGGGGGAGGGGGAGAGGGGGGGGGAGGGAGGGUGGGCGUUGGCAAGGUGGUCGUGGAGGGCGGGGAGGUGGAGGCAGGGGAGGGCGUGGAGGGCGAGGUGGCCGUGGGGGAUAUUAUGGUCCCCCGAUAUAAAAAUACAGAACUGGGACUGCGUGCUCCGCUUUUGAGGUUUCAAGGACAUUUUUUUUUCUUUCAUUUUACCUCAUUUUUCUCUUUAUUUUUUCUUUUCAUAUUGACUUGUUCUGUAAUCUGCUUUGAGAAUGGGUCACAGGGCAGGCGAAAUGGGCUGUGAGAUGCUUUUUUCACUCUGCAUGUAUGACUAGACACGACACUUAACAGAAAACAAAUUUAUUUGCUGGGUAUAGUCAACGAUUUCAUCACUGGUUUAGGGGGAUCUAGCUUCCCUGAUAGAGCCUGAUAGAUACCCCAUGAUCGGAGGCAUCGAUCCCAAUCACCUACCCUAACGAAAAACCUCCACUCGAUGAAUCGUUCAUUAUUGUGCUCAAGGAAGGCAGCUUAAGCCGAAUCAGAAGUAUGAUGGGUAAAGCCCUCAUCUUAUGCUCAGGAAAGAUAGUACUUUGGCAUUCACAGCGGGUCUGUCUGUAUAUAUGCCAACAAGAAAAGACCACUUCAUUACAUACAUGGAAUAAUACAUAUGGCAUUCGCAAAUACUAAAACGCAAUGCCCGCAUGCACCCUCCCCUACGAGCAGACGGCCUAUUCAAUUUCCUCGAUCCUUGGCCCUUGCACCGACGGCUGACCUGCACUCUCAUCACCACCCAGAUGCGGAUGAAUCUCCAAUCCAGCCAAACGAUCCCCCAACUCGAACCUAGGUUGCUCAUCCAUGCCCUCACGAGUUCUUACUCCCCACAACAACGACUUUUCAAGCCAUGCCUCUAAGCUCUCGAUAAGCACUCGUAUGUGCCCACGGACGAUAGGGUCAGUUUCGUUACUUUCCACGAAUGUUAAGAUGCGGAGACAAUCGGGUAUGUUGCCGAUGGCUCCCUCGUUCGGAUACCUUUGUUGAUCGUUGU